Messenger RNA from Paralichthys olivaceus (Japanese flounder), 2414 nucleotides. Lineage: Eukaryota; Metazoa; Chordata; Actinopteri; Pleuronectiformes; Paralichthyidae. The record is from RefSeq and is a predicted model, not a curated record.
AUCCGGAGCCUGGUGAAGAGGUACGUGGCGGCCAUGAUACGCAGCGCCAAGACGGACGAGGGACUGACGGAGGAGAACUUUAAGGAGUUGAAACAGGACAUCUCCAGUUUCCGCUACGAGGUCCUUGAUCUCCUCGGCAACCGACGUCCUCCCCGGCGACACUACUCUUCCUCCAGCGAGACAAUGAGAGAAGAUGGCGCCAUGGCCUCGGAGGAUGACAGCGAGUCGGGGGAUGGCGGCAGCGGAGGAGGUGGUGGGUUCGGAGGCCAGAGGUCAAAGGGCGUGACUUUCAUGACCCCGCUAGAGGAUGAAGUGAGGCCGGCGGCCACGCUCUCUGUUUCGGCUCUGGUGCGCUCCAUCUCCGGGAUGACACGGAUAGAAGGUGGGGGAGAGCGAGAGGAGGGGGAGCUGGAGGAGGGCAUCGGAUGGGGGGAAGAGGAGGAGGAAGAGGAGGGGAUACCAAAGAGUAAUGGGCUGAAGACGACCGUCAUCCCUCCGUCCUCCACCAACGUCCUCCCUCUGCCAUCGUCAUCAUUCUCCUCGUCGUUCUCAUCGCCAUUCGCUCGCACGAGGAGUCGUCUGCAGCGCAUCUCAGCUCCCAGCACAAAGACGGACUCCUUCAAACGCCUCUCCUACCUGUUCUCUCGCUCCAAACGCAAAGCGCCACCCAUGCCUCUUCCCCUCCAAUCUCCGCCCUCCUAUACCAUUUCAGACGGGUUGCUCCGCCCCCUUGGGAGCCACAGCCACUCCGACUUCGGACUCAGUGACGUGACCAGAAGCGAGAUCCACCUGAACGAGGUGGGCCGCUCAGUCGACAUCAAUAACCCCUCAUUCUCACCGCGGAGAACGAAUGGGCGGGACUCGCUCCUGAACCUGCCCCUCCCACCCCCGUGCCCCUGCCAAUCCCUGCACUGUGCUUCCAACAUGUCCGAGUCCAGCUCUCGCCUCCUGGACUCCAGCGAGGACGUUUUCCAGGGCGUGAGCAUGGGAGGAACGGGCGAGGGCGGUGUGGACGGCGGAGGGGGAAGAGGAGGGUUGAUGAUGAUAGGCGGGUGGGUGGGGCCAUGCGACGAUGUCAUAGAGGACAGCUGCGAGGUCAUAGAGGACUCGGUCACCACGCAGCUAUAGGAGCAAGGGACGACCAGACUGUUUUUCUUUGUUUGUUUGUUGCAAAAUGGAAAAAUACGUUCAGAGCGAGUGGAACAGAGAGAGAGGUGGGAGGGGGAAGAGUUCUUCAGUCUAGAACGAUGUUCUAAAGGCCGGUGUCAUCGACCGUCCUCGAGUGGCAGAUUUUUAUAAAGACAGUUUGUCACCAUCUCACAGACACAGUCACACGCCCCGUACGAGUUAGCAAACAGGCUACAUGGCAAGCAGGCGCUAAAACGUGGCACAGUAAAUAAAGAUGGACGACGCGUCUCCACUUUCCGGAAAUGAGGCUAAAAUAUCUGGGAUUCAAACGCUGCUAUCUUCUGCCAGUGAUGUCAUGUGGAGUCGGAGUCUGUUCAGCAGCGGUGUCGUGAUUUGUUCAUCAUGUCAUCCGAAGCCUGAGCUCUCGUCUUGUGACACCUCAGCACUGGCAGCGACAACAAACCUCGCUGACGCCAAGUACUUUUAAUUUGGCGCCGUCGGCUGUUUAGCUCUGACACACGUGCCGUGUUUCGGUUUUUUUUAAGGAUGGUUGUCGGGAUCUGUCCGUCACGCCGGCUCGACCAAUCACGCGUGAGAGGAGGCGUGGUUCAUGGCCACCAGGCCGUGACAAAAGCGAUUUUGAUUCACUUGUGGGAGCGAUCGUGUCGUCCAUCUUUAUUCACAGUCUAUGCAUGUUACCUACAGAGCUGUUGAGUGGACAGACUAAGCUAACUGAGCCCGCUGGUGAGCUAACACGCUAGACUCAGUGCGAUAUUCCAGUUGUUCUGGAAUGUGAGAUUUUGGCAAAUGACAAGUCCGGGCUUCAAAUGAAAAGUUCAUCACUGACCUUGAAUUAGUUUCAUCAACGUCUGUUUCAUCGUGUUGAAUCGUUUUAAAGCUGCUCAGGGUUUGUUUUGUUGUCGUAUCGCAGCUGACGUCUGACCGACCGAGCUGCUCGAACGUCCAUCUUUUUCGUGACACUCGAUCAAACCGUCUUUAUAAACGUCUGCCACGUUCCACGCAUGCCACAAGAGAACAACAGAGGACGAGAUCUGAAAGGGAAGUACACUUUUUUUUUUUUUUUUCCUCUGGGAGAUUUGAAUGCGCAUGAUGAUUAUUAUGGAAUUAACCAGGAGCCAAAGCAACUUUCCACGAGGGAAAUAUUCGAAAAGAUUCCUUCUGUUUUCCAGCUGCCAUCUUUCCCUUUAACAUCACGGAACAAAAAUGGAAUCACAUCAUUUCAAAAUCUCUGGAAUUAGAUGGAACGACCGUUAAACUUCAGCCAA